UGUGUGUGCAGUAACAGCAGCAGCAGCAGCUAUAGUAACCUUUUACCCACUUCCACUGCCGCGAGUUCUCACGCUUCCUCAGCUCUAUAUAAAGCUCCAAUAACCGAGGCUUUAUUUACCCCAUCGUCACGAUUUACAGCAGCCUGUCGACACAAUAAAUCAGAAUCAGGAUGUUAUCCUAUCUUACCCGCUGGAUGUCCAGAGGUGCCAUCCAGGCAUUGAAGAAGGCCAGCAGUCGGCCUCAUGUGGUCAAGACUCCUCGUAUUGGGAAUCAGACGCUGGCGGCGGCCCCUCUGCCUUUUGCUGGGGGUAGUCCUGGAGUGAGACAGGCCCGAGCGCUGGAUCAGGAGAGGCUGCUGCAGAUUGAGUGGGAAGAUGGAACGAGUAGUUUGUAUCCGUUCACCUGGUUGAGAGAUAACUGCCGGUGUCCACUCUGUAUGCUGCAGUCAGCGCAGGCGCGCAGCUUGCUGUUCUUAGAUUUGGAUGUGCAUACAGGGAUGGACCAGGUGCAGCUGAUGGAGAAUAAGGUGUCCAUACUAUGGCCCGAUCAGCACAGCAGUGACUUUGAGCCUGAGUGGCUGAAGAAAAGAUGUUUUUCCUCUGAGGCAAGACAGGCUCUGCAAGAGGAACUCUUCCUAAAUGAGCGUGAAUACUGGGAUUCUGGUCUAAAGAUCCCCACGUUAGACUUUGAGGAGGUUUUGCACGAUGAUAAGGUUGCAUUGGCCUGGCUGGAGGCUCUGAGACGCGUUGGCAUCGUUUACCUGAGAGGGGCACCAGUGGAGCAGGGCCAGGUGGCCAGACUGAGCCAGAGAAUUGGUUAUCUUCGGCUCACCUUUUACGGACACACGUGGCAAGUGCAGGACAAGCCUAUGGCUAACAAUGUUGCAUAUACGGCUGGCAAGUUGAGUUUGCACACAGACUACCCUGCUCUGCACCAUCCACCUGGGGUGCAGUUCCUGCAUUGCAUCCGUCAGGCUGAGCAAGGGGGUGAGAGUGAAGUGGUCGAUGGGUUUCACGUGGCCGAGCGGCUCAGGACGGAUGAUCCUGAAGCAUUUACUAUGCUCUCCUCUCUCAGGGUGGAUUUCACAGACAGCGGUGCGGAUUACUGCGACUUCAGCGUGCAGUCCAAAAACCACAUUAUAGAUGUGGACACUGAAGGUCGGGUUGUGAGGAUCAACUUUAACAACGCCACAAGAGACACUGUGUUGGAUAUGCCUCUGCAUCAGGUUCAACCCUUCUACUCCUCUCUAAAGGCUUUUGUGGACCUGCUCAGCAGACCUGAGAAUGUGUUCACGUACAAAAUGGAACCAGGUGACUUGGUGACCUUUGAUAACUGGCGUCUGCUGCACGGCCGAAAGAGUUAUGCCUCACAUUCAGUUCAGAGCACAAGACAUCUAGAAGGAGCAUAUCUGGACUGGGAUGAGGUCAUGUCCCGUCUCAGGAUCCUUCGGAAGACUGUCCGAGGAGACGUUUAGACACUACUCCUCCCACAUUCAGUGACAUGAAUCUAGCUGUGAGUUGUCUAGCUAUGAAUAUGCAGUCAGUCCUUCGGUUUUGGGUUAAUUUAAGGUAACUUUAACAGCACAUAACCUCCAAAAGCUUUGAAUUCUUGAAGGGAUUUUUUUUGCUGUCGUAGGGCAUUUCAGUUUUAGCAAUUAGAUAUUUUUUAGGGCUUUUUCAAUUCCUCAUAUUUUCUUGCACAUGCCUAGAAAGCGCAUUUAUUUCAUUUCCUUUUGACCUAUUAUUGGGUCAUACAGUAUGAGGGACAGUUUUUGGGAUGGUUUAGAUUUAAAAUGUUUAGUUUAUGUGAAUAACUGGCUAAAGUAUGGAGCUAAUACUGUUGGGUUAUUCGGCAUCAUCAAUGUUCUCAUUGCUCACGUCGUGCAUGUUGAGUGGACACUGAUUGUACAGAUGCCAUUGAUGUUUUUGUAAUGUUUAUCAGACGAGCUCUUUUUGCUAAUCUUAGCUACGUUUUUUCCCCUUUUUAGCUGCUUGGUCAUUGUAAUCGUUUCCCCUUCAUUUUAAGAUUACAAUUGAAACCAAUUCUAAUUGUCUUAAAAGAAUAGUAUCUCCUCUGUUAAAAUAUAGUCAGAUCUUUAUAGAGUCUGAAUUCGGAUGAAUACAGUGUAUAUCAUUAGUUUUCCCCAUUUAUUCUCUUUGAUUUGCACUUUAAGUGUAGAUUUUAAUGAACAAUGUCAAAAUGAUUGUAUUGCUUAUGUUGUACAUGUACUGAAAAUGAUAGUGUUUUGCAAAGAGGAAGACAUUUGUUAUGGCCCUUAUUUAUUAGCUGAUGUCCAAAACACAGAUUAAUUGGUUGUAAAAGUGGCUUUUUUACAUUUAACACAUUUUACAUUUUUAAAACAUUAUUAGAAACGCCUGUGUACCAAUUGCGAUACACAUCAGCCCAGUGGACAUUGUUCUUUGUGACCUUUAUUUUGAAAAAGGCCAAUUUGUACAACUGCACUAACAAUGCAAACAGAGCAUAUUAAGAUAAAGUCAUGUCUCCUCCAUGAUUGUGUAGAUUAUGUCUUUGUAUGAAAUAUCUAGUAUAAAUUUAAUUUAUUUUGUGUAAACAAUAGACAUUGCUAUUGAGCUCAGGAUUAUCCAGUGGGUGUUUGUUGAGCACCUGUAUUUAAAGAUGCUAUAUUGCCAGGUCUUGAUGCCAUGUUAUAAAAAUGCUGUGUGAAUGUUAAAUGCAUUGUAUUGGCAGGAUUCUGACAUGGAUUUUUUAUUUUCUAAAAAACAAUAAAGACAUUAGUAG
Messenger RNA from Triplophysa rosa, 2761 nucleotides. RefSeq names its product butyrobetaine (gamma), 2-oxoglutarate dioxygenase (gamma-butyrobetaine hydroxylase) 1 (gene bbox1). The transcript has 8 exons. The record is from RefSeq and is a predicted model, not a curated record. Gene Ontology annotation, molecular function: iron ion binding; gamma-butyrobetaine dioxygenase activity. Gene Ontology annotation, cellular component: mitochondrion. The coding region runs from base 171 to 1475 and encodes 434 amino acids. Lineage: Eukaryota; Metazoa; Chordata; Actinopteri; Cypriniformes; Nemacheilidae. Gene Ontology annotation, biological process: carnitine biosynthetic process.